Closterium sp. Yama58-4 is the source of this 2964-nucleotide messenger RNA. The record is from the annotation of a GenBank genome assembly. NCBI's taxonomy places the organism in Eukaryota, Viridiplantae, Streptophyta, Zygnematophyceae, Desmidiales, Closteriaceae.
GUUCAAGCUAUUUGCUCCAGUCUUCAGGUCAAGGGCAUGCAUACAGGGAGAGUUCUUAGCAUCUCACCGGCGCUCGUUGAUGCGACCAUGAACAAGUCGGUUCGACAUGAGGUGGUGAGCCGUGUGAUAGAGGGCGUGGGGUUCGGAUUCUACACGGCGGACGAGGUGCGCGCCAUCAGCGUGAGGCGCAUCACCAACCCGCUGCUCUUCGAUGGGCUGCGCAGCCCUGCUGCUGGCGGCCUCUACGACCCUGCUCUCGGCCCCGUGGACAAAUCUGAUGUCUGCGUCACAUGCCAGCUGGGGUACUUCCACUGCCCGGGGCAUUUCGGCCACCUGGAGUUGGCACUGCCAGUGUACCACCCGCUGCUCUUCUCCCUGCUCGUGAAGCUGCUGCGCUGUGUGUGCCUGCGCUGCCACCACCUCAAGCUGCUCUCCGCUGUGUCGAAGCUGUAUGCGCUGCGGCUGGCGCUGAUUUCUCAGGGGCGGCUGAGGGAGGCCCAGGAGCUGGGGCAGAAAAUGCCUCCCAAGGCCAAGCGCAGAGGCUGGGGCAAGGGGAAUGGGAAAGGAAAAGGAGAAGGGGAAUUAGGAGGAGGAAAAGGAGGAGUGAAGGCUGUGUAUGUUUCUGGGCCAGCAGGGGCAGUAGAUGAUGAUGAUGACGAGGAUGAGGAGGAUGAGGAGAGGGAGGAAGGGGAGAAAGGAGCUCAAGAGAUGGAUAUAGACGCGUCUUGGAAAGCCGAGGCUGAAAAGGCUGCUGCUGCUGCUGCAGAAGCAGCGGCGGCGGUGGGGGAAAUUGAGGAGGGGGAUGUGUUGGGGGAAGGGGACGGGGGAGGGGGAGAGGAGAGGUGGUCGUGGGCGGCGGAGGUGGCGGCGAGGGAGGUGGUGCGGGAGCUGUGGAGUGUGGUGCCGCCCUCCAAGUGCCAGAACUGCGGGGCUAACAACCCGACCGUCAAGAAGGAGGGCCACAGUAAGAUCUUCAGGAAACCCCUGGCGGUGAAGCCGCAGCACCAGAACGACCUGAACGGAUUCACCUUCCCAGACGUGCUGGCAGAGCUGGCCGAAGCCGCAGCUUCCGGGAAGGACCCCGCUGACAUCAACAUCGGGCCGGACGGCGAGCUCCGGAGCUACACCGUGGACGGCAACGGCAGCGGAGAGAAACGCAUGUUGCUGAGGGAACACGAUGACAGCGACGACGAUGAGAUGUUGCCCGCGGCAGCGAAGCGGAAGAGGGGAACGGCAGGUAGGGGAGGAGGAGGAGGGGGAGAGGCGUCGACAAGAAGGCCGUUUCUGAUGAAUGUGGCGGAGGUGGAGGAGCAUCUGAGACGGCUGUGGAUCCGAGAACCCGCUAUCUGCAAUGCGCUCUUCGGCUCCUCCUCUCCCCUCUCUCACUCCUCUACCCACUCCCAUUCCCACUCCCACUCCCAUGCCCACUCCACUGCGGGGCUUUUGCCGUACCAUCACAAGCGGUACUACCAGCAGCAGCAGGGUGUGGGGCACCAUGGGCACCAUGGGGGUGGGGGUGGUGCUCCGACGUGGCCGUCUGCUUUCUUCCUGCGCUGCCUGCUCGUGCCGCCCAACAAGUUCCGCCCCCCCAACAUCAUGAACGACAUGCUGUUGGAGCACCCUCAGAACGUCUUUCUCACGAAAAUUCUCGAGGCCAACCUCUUCAUCACUCAGAUCGGCCGAGAGGCCGCUGCUGCUGCUGCCGCCGCCGCCGCUGCUGGUGGUGAGGGUGAGGGGGGCGGUAAGCAGCUGGCACAGCUGGUGUAUACGGCGGGGGUGGACGGCGGAGGGGGAGCGGCGGCGGAGGGGGCGGAGAUGGGCGCGACGGAAGUGAGAAAGGCGGCGAUCGCAUGGCUGCAGCUGCAGCACCACGUGAACUGCUUCCUGGAUAGCAGCCUGAGCAAUCAGAAGGACCCGGCGAAUGGCAUACGGCAGCAGCUGGAGAGGAAGGAGGGGCUGUUUCGAAUGAACAUGAUGGGCAAGCGCGUUAACUACGCCUGCCGCUCUGUCAUCUCGCCUGACCCCUACAUCCAGGUGAACGAGAUCGGAGUGCCGCCCGUUUUUGCCAAGCGACUCACAUACGCUGAGACCGUGACGGAUUGGAACGUGGAGUACCUAGCACGGCUCGUUGAGAACGGAGCGGAUGUGUUACCAGGAGCCACACACGUGGAGGACGAGAGGGGGCAGCUCGUCUCCCUCGCCCACCUCAACCCCGACCGCCGGAGGGCCCUCGCCCGCACGCUCCUCUCCACGCCCUCUGCUGCCGCGCUCGCGGCCAAUCAGCGCGCGACAGGCGUCCAUGUGAAGGACGGCGAGGGGAAGAAGGGGGCGGGGGAGGGAGCGGCGGAGGGGAAGGGGGUGCAUGUGCGGCGAGCAAUGGUGAAGUCGGUGUAUCGGCACAUGCGGGAUGGCGAUGUGGUGCUGGUGAACAGGCAGCCCACGCUGCAUCGUCCCGGCAUCAUGGCGCACCGAGUGAAGAUCCUCAAGGGGGAGAAGACCCUUCGCCUGCACUAUGCCAACUGCAAUGUAUACAAUGCGGACUUUGACGGGGACGAGAUGAACGUGCAUCUGCCUCAGGACGCCCUGGGGCGAGCAGAGGCGUACUCGAUAGUAGACGCUGACUUACAGUACAUACUGCCCACCAACGGCCUGCCUGCCAGAGGGCUCAUUCAGGACCACAUCAUAGCAGCCACGCUACUCACAUCACCAGGAACGCUGCUCACGCGCACAGAGAACAAGGGUACUGCUGCUGCCAUUACCAUGCCACCUCCUGCUGUGCUGAAGCCGCAACCGCAGCUACAGCUGCUGACGGAGAGGCAGCAGGCAAUGACAAUGGCAGCAGUUAUACAAGGAUGGUGUCUAUUUCACCUCUCACCUCCUCGCUUCCCAGUUCUGCUCCCCAUACUGCCCUUGCAAGUUGAAGAUGGUUUCGAGCUGCAGCAAGCCUUGCCUUGUGGUAGCUGA